Molecule: messenger RNA, 1170 nt
Organism: Photinus pyralis (common eastern firefly)
Lineage: Eukaryota; Metazoa; Arthropoda; Insecta; Coleoptera; Lampyridae
Product: glucose dehydrogenase [FAD, quinone]-like
Exons: 2
Coding region: 1-1170 (389 amino acids)
Molecular function (GO): flavin adenine dinucleotide binding; oxidoreductase activity, acting on CH-OH group of donors
Source: RefSeq, a predicted model, not a curated record
AUGGAACGUAACGUCAGAAGUCUGUGGCGUAAGGAACGCUCCUCUGGACUGUCCUUUGUGAAAGACUACAAGUUGUUAGAAGAGAUCGUGUUAAAGCCGAACGUGUCUGGGAGGACAAAUCUGAAGGUACUGACGCACAGUUACGCUACCAAGAUUGAAAUUGAUGAACGAAAGCGAGCCGUUGGGGUGCGGUUUACUAAAGAUGGCCACACGUACCUGGCAAAAUCGCGUCAGGAUGUCGUGAUAUCAGCCGGAGCGUUUGGUUCACCUCAAUUGCUAAUGCUGUCUGAUAUUGGACCCAGAGAACAACUGCAGCGCUUAGGAAUAGACGUUAUACAAGACCUACCCGUAGGAGAACAACUCUUAGACCACACCUCCUUUUUCAACUUGAACUUCGCAACUAACCACACAGAGCAGGUCAACAGUUUGGAAAAGAACGUUGAGGAUUACCUGAACGGAACGGGAGUGUUAAUUAACGCUUUCAACGUACCAGUGGUCGUAUUUAUGCAGACGAAAAACGCCAAAACGCCCGGAGUACCAGACUUUGAGGCUUUAAUGAUCCCGUCGAUCAGCUCCAGUGAGGUGACUGCCAAGUUUUGGAAUACCCGAGAGGAGCUUAUAGCGGCAAAUCGAAAUCCACAGAGCGAAUUCUCCAUGAUCGGCGUACUCCUACAUCCCAAAUCGUGCGGAUAUCUCCGACUGAAAUCGAAAAACCCCUUCGACUACCCCAUCAUCAACCCCAACUGGCUAUCCGAUCCCAAAGACGAAGACAUCGACGUGCUUUACGAGGGGAUCAAGAUGAUUCUAGAAAUGGUCGACACACCUCCCUUCCGAAAGCUUGACACGAGGUUGAAGUACGAGCAUUUGCCCGCGUGUAAAAGCUUUCAGUACCUGACCAGAGACUACUGGCAUUGCUUUAUUAGGCACUUUAGCACGGCAAUCUUUCAUCCCACUGGAACGUGUAAGAUGGGCACGCAUCCGUCGAGAGGGGCGGUGGUUAGCCCUCAGCUGAAAGUCUUUGGCGUUUCAAAUUUACGCGUCGCCGAUGCUAGCGUGUUCCCUUUGAGUACGUCGGGUCACACCAACGCCCCCCUCGAUGAUGGUGGGCGAAAAGGCUGCAGAUUUGAUAAAGAGUCAGUGAAUGAUUUUACAGACGUAGUAGGAAAAUGA